AUGAGCUCGACAGCCGCGACGGCGCUCCCGACGUCGAGCAACCCACUGUGCCCACCGACGCCGGCGUACGACGACCCGCUGGAGUGGUUCACUGCCUAUGCGGUCAUCCACAUGCUCUCGGACCCUUCGCGCAGGGUGACAUACAUCCUGUGGCUCCUCAUCGCCGCCAUCGUCCUCGUCUACGCCGCAGGCCACUACCUCCUCCCCCGCGGCGGCGGAUUCAUCGGCGCUUACUGGGCAAAGUUUGCGCUGCGACGGAGGACAUGGCGAAAGCAGCAUUCCCUCGCAGAGCACAGGCAGCCCAUCCCCCUACCGUCGAAUGCGCAGCUAGCCGCACUGGCGGCCAUCGUGGUGUCCACGAUCUGCUUCAUGCUCGUCGGCCCGGACUACAUCGCGCCCGAUGCGUCGCUCUGGUCCUGGCACCGCAAACGGGCAGAGGACUACACGCUCUCCACGUUCUACUACCUCCAGCCGCAGUACACGAUCGACAAGGCUUUCUGGACAACAGGCGGCCGCGCAGGCCUCAUCGCCUUCGCCCUCUUCCCGCUCACCGUCCUCUUUGCCCUCAAGGCGCCGCCCUUCGCGCUGUUCGCGAACCCGUGGACGAUCAACGUCCAUUUCGAUAAACUCGCUUGGUUGCACCGCUGGUCCGGCCGCCUGAUCUGGGCCGUUACGACCAUUCACGUCGUGCUCUGGAGCGUCCAGCUCGCUCUAGACACCCGCACCGGCACAAACACCGCAGCGUAUCACUACGCAUGGGGGUAUUCCAAGUUUAUCUACGCUUGGAUCGCAUACGCGCUUUUGACGGCGCUUGUCAUCCUGUCACUACGACCGUUCCGCGAACGCUUCUACGAGACGUUCUAUUUCCUGCAUGUCGCAUCCGUUCUCGGAACACUGGUCUUUUCUGCGCUGCAUCACCCGCCAGUUUGGUGGUGGUGCUGGGCAGCACUCUUGCUCUGGGCUGGAGAACGUCUAUGGCGAGGGACUCGCUGGCUUUACACGAACGGCUUCAUCGGCAGCAAGAAGCACGAAUCCAUCGCGCCUCUACCCCCACCGCCAACCCCGAACAAGAUGCAAUCAAGCUUGCUCGAAGCGCAGACGCCCAUGUCGGCGACAAAGUCGCCGUACAUGCACUCGCCCAACUCGGCAUCGCGUUCCUUCCUCCUUCCGCCGCCUACGACCGUGUGUUCCUAUGUCCCGCCUACUGGAUACGCGCACAUCGAGUUGCUCGCCGGUCGCACGAUGCGAGUGACACUUGCGACGCCGGGAUACAUCUCCUGGGCACCAGGCCAACAUUUCCUGUUGACAGUCCCCUGCAUAUCGCGCUUCCUGUCGCAUCCCUUCACAUGCGCGUCAAUCUGCGACGAACAGAUCGCAGGGCCCGAAGGCCGCACGCUCGUCUUCUACGUGCGUUCCAAAGCCGGCUGGACGCGCGACUUUUGGGACGGAGUCGUCGCUUUGCUCUCCGUCGGGCGUAAAUACCCGUCCGGCGAGCGGCAUCCGCCUCAUGUGUUACCGCCAACGGGUGUUUUGAUGCGAGCUAUUAUUGACGGACCGUUUGGAAGCGUCGGACGUACGGAGUGGGGAGAAUAUAGCACGGCUGUGCUCGUUGCGGGCGGAAGCGGCUUGUCGUUCGUGUUGCCGAUCUUUGAGUAUUUGUGUUUGUGUAUGGCGGGGAGGAAUGGGAGGUAUCUGGGUGGGAGGGCGCAUGGGUCUGGCGCGUCGGCGUUCAAGGUGGACAGAGUGCACCUGGUCUGGGUCGUACGCGAAUUCUCGCAUAUACAAUGGGGUGCUCGCGUUCUCCGACGAUGUCAGAGCCUCGUCUCCCGAGAACAUGUCCAAAUCGAUAUCUUUGUGACGAGGAUAGCCCCCGGCACACUUCCCGCUCCCCGCCCACCACCUCGACUAUCAGAGCUCGCCGAGUCUCAAACCGCCUCAUCAUCGAGCGAUACCCUCGCGCCACCACACCCUUCCUUCGCAUCCAUCGGCCCCACCGUAAAGCUCGUCCCGAACCGACCUGCAAGUCCCGCCUUCAGCGUCACUGGCGAGAUCCUCGACGACUACGUCGACCUAUCCUACUACACCUCCGAUGCCGCAGGCGGAGACCCCGAACUCGACUACACCAACUUCGACGGCGACGACGACGCCCGGUUACCGGGAGAAAGCGCCGUCGCACGUGCGAUCAAGAAGGAAGGCCGAAUGCGGCGCGCACAUAGUCGACGUGCUAGCGAGAUGCUCAGCGGUGCGGAUGAUAGGCAAAGCAAACGUAUCAGCUACCCACCAGGCCGACACAAACGCGACGCUUCUGAACCUGCCGCACCACCACCUGCACGACCCAAUAUGCUACGCGUUGACACAACACUACGCACACUCGACGAAGACGCGCCGCUGUCACCUACACAUCUCGUAUCAGCCGGCGGCGCGAAGAGUAGACCUAUCACGAUGGAAGAGUCUCCGGGUGCUGGUAGUGAUGGCGCGAGCGUGGGAGCAGGCGGCGGGUGGCGCGGGCCGAAACGCACGUCAUCGAUCUAUUCGUUCGCGUCGAGCGCUGCACCCGGGGAGACCGCCAUGAGCGCCGGCGGACACUCGCGCGCCAGCAGUAUCCGGAGCCUAAUGCCUAGCAUCGAGACGGGCGCGCGUGGGCAGCCUGUGGCGCUCGAGCUGGCCGAAUCCGAGUUGACGGAUAUUCGCGCCGUCGCUGAGUUCGCGAGAGCCGGUAGACCGAAUUUGACGAGGCUAUUGGGCGAUGAGGCAGCGAGGGCUAGAGGGCCGCUCGUUGUGGCGUGUUGUGGGCCCACUACGUUGAAUGCGGUGGUGCGGAAGACGGUGGCGGCGCAGAUCGAUCCGGAGAAGGUGAGGAGUGGGGAUCUGAGUGGGUUGAUCAGUCUCGUCGCGGAGGACUACGAGUACUAG
Messenger RNA from Peniophora sp. CBMAI 1063, 2913 nucleotides. Lineage: Eukaryota; Fungi; Basidiomycota; Agaricomycetes; Russulales; Peniophoraceae. The record is from the annotation of a GenBank genome assembly.